AAUUGAUUGCUAUGGACACGGACUGGUGAGUUAAUGUUGCCUGAAGUUUCUUUAAAGAGGUAUGUUGAUGAAAAGGGCAGAAUUGUAUCAGGAGUAUAUGAAGGAAGUGCCCAUCCCAGCACAGCGGGGCUCUGUCAUUCCAUUUACAUCAUGGAUGGGAUUAGCGAGGAUGAAGACACGACUCUGGAUAUCAUUGUUCAUCCUUGUAAAGCUGAAGCCACCAUUUGGCUCAUUGAAGAAGCCCAUCGGCGCACCACAUCUUCCCAUCACAUAGCUAAACUCUGGCAGUCAGAUCCAAUGCAUGAUGCUUUUGUUGAUCCCAUCUUCCCUGAGUUGUGAUGUUUCAUGUGUUCACUUCCAACCCUGUUUGCUGAUUCUGUGCAAUGUUUCUUACAACUCAAUGGAACCUUGAAGCUAAAGCUGUUGGAAGCAGAAGCAUGCGUCUGUUUCUAACAUUUGCAUCAUGUAAAUUUUUUUUUUCAUUGUUUUCUUUAGAUAUAGCUGCUAAAUGUACAAUAGGAAUAAUCUCUUCCUGAGUAAUGAAGUCAUGUUGUUUAU
Rubroshorea leprosula is the source of this 558-nucleotide messenger RNA. The record is from the annotation of a GenBank genome assembly. Lineage: Eukaryota; Viridiplantae; Streptophyta; Magnoliopsida; Malvales; Dipterocarpaceae.